Molecule: messenger RNA, 1365 nt
Organism: Ilex paraguariensis (yerba mate)
Lineage: Eukaryota; Viridiplantae; Streptophyta; Magnoliopsida; Aquifoliales; Aquifoliaceae
Source: the annotation of a GenBank genome assembly
AUGGCAAACAUUGUAGCAUUUCAUUCAUUUUUCUCUGUAGCACAUGUAAUAUUGCAAAUAUCUAUCAUAUCUGUCUCUAUAUUCUGCGUCACAGAAGCCAGCAAUGGAGCCUUCAAAGCCAGCAAUGGAGCCUUCAGUGUGGAUUUAAUCCACCGAGAUUCGCCAGAAUCUCCCUUUCACAAUCCUUCUUUAUCUCCUUCACACCGCUUGAACAAUGCUUUGCGGCGUUCAUUUAACCGUGUUCAUCAUUUCAGGUCAUCUUAUCCACAAUCAGUUUCAACUGAUGUAAUCCCUGUUGGUGGAGAAUUUCUCAUGAAGAUAUCCUUGGGAACUCCACCGAUUGAAAUCCCUGCCAUUGCUGAUACUGGUAGUGACCUUAUAUGGACACAAUGCAAGCCCUGUACUCAUUGUUACCAUCAAAGGCCUCCUAUGUUCAGUCCCAAAAAGUCUUCUUCAUACAAAGCUGUACCUUGUGGUUCAAGACCAUGCCGAUCUCUUAAAAGAACUUCUUGCCUCCCAAAUGGAAAUACUUGCCAGUAUUCGAUGAGUUAUGGAGAUACGUCUUUCAGUUUUGGCGAGCUUGCCACAGAAACAGUUAGGUUGGGUUCCACUACUGGUCAACCAGUCUCCCUCCCCAACACAAUCUUUGGCUGUGGACAACAUAAUAAUGGUACAUUCAGUGAUGCUGGAUCUGGAAUAGUUGGCCUUGGAGGUGGGUCAAUUUCUCUUAUUUCGCAGAUGGGUUCUUCCAUUGGUGGUAAAUUUUCCUAUUGCUUGGUGCCAAUGCUUGCCCAAAACACAAAAGCCAGCAAAAUGAAUUUUGGAGGCAGUGGUGUGGUUUCAGGUUCUGGGGUGGUUUCCACUCCAAUAGUCCCAAAAUUCCCAGACACUUUCUAUUACUUAACACUGGAAGGGAUCAGUGUAGAGAACAAAAGAUUGAACUUCUAUAAUUCCUCAACCUCAUCAAAUGCUUCUAAAUUAGCUCAGGAUGGUAACAUCAUCAUCGACUCGGGAACCACACUGACUAUCCUUCCAUCAGACCUAUACCUUCAACUAGUAUCAGCAGUGAAAAAUUCAAUCAAGUUUCCAACAAUCAGUGACCCAGAGAAUAUCCUAAACCUGUGCUACUCUGAUUUAGCUGCUAAAGAUAUACCCAUUAUCACUGCACAUUUCAGGGGUGCAGACUUGAAGUUGUAUCCAUUGAACACCUUUGUUAGAACUAGCUCAUCUUCCAUAUGCUUGGCUUUUAUCUCGGCUGAAGACUUCUUCAUUUUCGGUAACCUGGCACAGAUGAAUUUCCUUGUGGGCUAUGACUUACAGAAGAAGACUGUUUCCUUUAAGCCUACUGAUUGCACCAAACACUGA